Esox lucius (northern pike) is the source of this 3707-nucleotide messenger RNA. RefSeq names its product signal peptide peptidase 3 (gene sppl3). Gene Ontology annotation, cellular component: cytoplasmic side of endoplasmic reticulum membrane; Golgi-associated vesicle membrane; lumenal side of endoplasmic reticulum membrane. The record is from RefSeq and is a predicted model, not a curated record. The transcript has 11 exons. Lineage: Eukaryota; Metazoa; Chordata; Actinopteri; Esociformes; Esocidae. Gene Ontology annotation, molecular function: aspartic endopeptidase activity, intramembrane cleaving. Bases 502 to 1668 code for a protein of 388 amino acids. Gene Ontology annotation, biological process: membrane protein proteolysis.
UGUAAACCUUUCUAGCAAGGGCGAUAUUGCGCGUGCCCGUGACUCUUUCGCCAUAGAAAACAAGCUCUAGCGCGGCUUCCAUUAUAGCCGAAGGUACAGACUUCGGGGAUAGCUGAAUAUAAACCGGAUAAAACACCACUAAACAUGGAUUUACAGCGAGUAUAGGAUUAGUUGAGACUCGGGCCUGCUUGGGGGCCGUGAGACGGCAGGACACUUGUGAAACCGACGAAAUAGAGCUGGAGUUUUUUUUCUCGGGGUGCUUUGUCUUGGCCACCUAGCAAACCAUCAUCAUUGUCAUUCGAUUGGAAGCUAUUUGGAUAGUAGUGUUUGCUAGCUGGGAGCUGGUAUACAUCGCCAUGUUGUUAUCAAAUGGUGACUGUUAAAAAUACCAGUCUUGAACCAAAGGCGGAAAUUUAGUCCACCAGGUCCUACCGUUUUGCCACGGGAGCCCGAAUCUCCGCACUCGCGAAACCCAUCGAACUGACUGUUGUCGUCGGCGAGAUGGCGGAGCAAGGGUACUCUUCUUGGGCGUACUCCCUUGUUGACUCCAGCCAGGUGUCUACCUUCCUCAUCUCCAUCCUCCUCAUCGUCUAUGGCAGCUUCAGAUCAUUAAACAUGGACUGUGAGAACCAAGAGAAGGAUAAGGAUGGUAACCCUGUCACCAAUGGGGCCUUCAACAAUGGCAACACAAACAACAGUGAGUCUCACAUAUUUGGUAUUCAGACCAUAGACUCCACGCAGGCGCUGUUUCUGCCAAUAGGGGCCUCUGUGUCUCUGCUCGUUAUGUUCUUCUUCUUCGAUUCUGUCCAGGUGGUCUUCACCAUUUGCACAGCAGUUCUUGCGACGAUUGCUUUUGCAUUCCUCCUGUUGCCAAUGUGCCAGUACUUGACCAGACCCUGCUCCCCACAAAACAAGAUCUCGUUCGGCUGCUGUGGGCGCUUCACUCUGGCCGAACUCCUCUCAUUCUCCCUGUCUGUCAUGCUGGUACUCAUUUGGGUGCUGACUGGACACUGGCUCCUCAUGGACGCUCUUGCCAUGGGCCUGUGUGUGGCCAUGAUAGCCUUUGUGCGACUGCCCAGUUUGAAGGUGUCUUGCCUGCUGUUGUCAGGGCUACUCAUCUAUGAUGUGUUUUGGGUGUUCUUCUCAGCCUACAUAUUCAACAGCAACGUGAUGGUGAAGGUGGCCACCCAGCCUGCUGAUAACCCUUUAGACGUACUGUCCAGGAAGCUUCACCUGGGCCCCGGGAUGGGCCGCGACGUCCCCCGUCUGUCCCUUCCUGGCAAGCUGGUCUUCCCCAGUUCCACAGGCAGUCACUUCUCCAUGCUGGGGAUUGGGGACAUUGUGAUGCCGGGGCUGCUGCUGUGCUUUGUGCUGCGCUACGACAACUACAAGAAGCAGGCCAGCGGGGAGGCUGUUGGGCCGGGUACUCCCGGACGCAUGCAGCGCGUCUCCUACUUCCACUGCACUCUAAUCGGAUACUUUGUGGGCCUGCUGACUGCCACCGUGGCCUCCCGGAUCCACCGUGCUGCUCAGCCUGCCCUGCUCUACCUGGUGCCCUUCACCCUGCUGCCUCUCCUCACCAUGGCCUACCUGAAGGGAGAUCUGCGGCGCAUGUGGUCAGAGCCUUUCCACACAAAGGCCAGCAGCUCUCGUUUCCUGGAGGUAUGAUGCACCCUGGGAACACACAACCAGCGCGCGGAGGACCAGGGACACCUGGCCCUGUGAGAGGGAGACACUGAAGAGAGGCCUUGCCUUCAUCACCACGACUCAUUGACACUUCCCACCCAUCCCGUGAGCAGCACACCUCCCAUAUGGACACCAGUGUGCGGACAUCAUUGCCAGGCACAACUCCUCUUCUGUUUUACUCUCCCUCUCUCCGUUUCCUCUUUCUGCCCCCUCCUUACCAUGGCCCAUUCCAUUUUACCAGGCCUCUCUUUCUCCGUGUUUCUUUUUCUGUCUCUCUUUCUGUCUUUCCUCACUGGCGCCCCCUCCAUCCGUGCAUCUCCCUGACUCUGCUGGACAUCAAAGCCAGGCAUCCCCAUAUAUGGACUACUGGUUGUGGGACGUGACUGGGUUGUUUUUUUGCAUCUUCAUCAUUGCGGUUAUUGUUCUUAUUAUUCUGGAAUGAAACGCGGAGGAAAACAGGAGAUUGGGCGGAACUGCUGCUGCCACGACGACGAGGGCACAGGACAGUGACACCCGUGCACAGGAACAGCAGCCUAUAGGAGAGUGUCUCCGUUCCCUGAAUACUUCUCAACACCCCUCCCCCUCCUCCCCACUCUCUAACACACUCCCCACUGUCCCACAUUCGCUCCCUAUCACAGAUACAUGUAUUUUAUUUAGAAAAGAUUUUAUUCUUGACAUAUACAGAAAGAUGCAUUAUAAAUUGUGAAUGUGUCUCUACUAUUGACGAGGGACGCGUCUGUCUUUGUAUAUAUGUGUAAACACAUAUUUGGGUAUCAUUGUUUGCUGUGCGCGAGCGAGCAUAGAAUGUGAGAUUAUUUCAAUUUAAAUGAACAAUUUAAUAAUGUUUUAGAUCCAGGACAGGUAUAAAAGACAUUGACAAUGAGAUCUUGUGGAGGGACAUUUUGGGGAUGGAGGUUGAUAGUUCAUUGGGCUUGUCUCUGACAUGGAUCCCAGCUCUGUUCUGGCAGGUUAGGUACAGUAGUGAUGGUUCACUUGUGUACACAUUCCCCCCUACAAGUCACAGAAGAACCCUAGAGUGCGUGUGUGAGUGUACCUUAAAGGAUUGUACUCAAUGGACCGUGAGAGAUUAAAACUAACUCAUAGCUACUUCUACUGUCAAUGUUUAGUAUCCCAACACUUUUUGGAUGUCGAUUCCUCCCACAAUUUAGUGGUGCUUGUCAAUUACGUCAUAGCUUAAACAAUAAUUAUGUGAGUGUGUGGGAACGAAAGUCUGAGGGAAAGAGACUUGAAUGGACAAUGCAGUUUACUGGUUUCCUGUCUUGGGGCUGUAUUAUUUUGUACCUGUUUUUUAUGUUGGUUCUCUGGCCUUGCAUGUCAAAUGUACAGUGCGUGUCAUUCCUCCGACGGCAUCAACAGAGCGCCUGCAGCUCAGAGACUGUCCUGAAGCACUGGGCUUGACCAGCAAGGCUGCACGGAGUAAAGUUACAUGGACAAAGGCCUCAUAGUCGGGAGGACCCGGAACAGUUCGGACCCAAAAGGCCACUCUGCAGAUGGUUUUUUUAGACCCGUUCAGCCCUGACUUGACUGUAGCUGAUCAUUAACUGGACCUUCUCCGGAUGUGGGCCAGUCCACCAUCAGACAACCUAGACUUGAUUUAACCACACCCCAUCCCUGUGGCCUCUGCCUCUUUAUGGACCUGGCAAAGAAAAGCAAAAACUGAGAAAUAAUUGAAGAAGAAAAAAUUACUCAAACUGUUUUCAUUUUUUAUGGAAUAUGGAUUUCUUUUUAUCCCCCUUGUUUGUAAUUUUUUUUUCUUAGUGCUGUAGAUUUAGUUUCUCCAUGUUAUACUUUCAUUGUCCUUUACAGCUCUGUUGGUGCGUUGACAUUACAGCUGAACGGAUUCUGUAUAAAGAAAGUGGAUUUAAAUAAAUUAAGAACUGUGUAGUGAAAUAUGGAUCCUGAUGAGCUGAAUCUAAAACAUUUGUCUCCUUUAACCCCUCCCUGCUCCUUUCCCCCAUUCAGUCAGGAUUCUGCUGUAAAUAAACAUGACUCUAACUGUA